This is a messenger RNA of Penicillium pulvis, 375 nucleotides long. RefSeq lists its product as uncharacterized. The record is from RefSeq and is a predicted model, not a curated record. Bases 1 to 375 code for a protein of 124 amino acids. Lineage: Eukaryota; Fungi; Ascomycota; Eurotiomycetes; Eurotiales; Aspergillaceae. The transcript is spliced from 3 exons.
AUGACGAAAAAGAUGAUGAGCGUUGGAGCUGUCGACUAUUUGACGGUGCCCCACUCUUUCUUUUGCUUUGCGGAUAUCAACAAAACACCAAGUGGUCGAGCGGAAACUCGACUAUCACAUCUUCCUUGGUCUAGUGGUCAUGAUUUCCGCUUGUCAUUAACACCGAUAAGCGCGGGAGACCGGGGUUCGAUUCCCCGAGGGAGAGUUUUCAUGGGCUUGUGGUUUAGUGCAUGGGAGUGGUCCGGGGUUCGAUUCCCCGCGAGUCCAUCCUUUUUCCGAUAUGGUGUAGUGGCUAACAUCGUCGUCUCUCACACGACAGCCGGGGGUUCGAUUCCCCCUAUCGGAGUAUCUUUUUUUGUUGUCUUUAAAGGCUAG